CGACAGCAUCGCGUUCCGGCUCAAGAGUCGCGCCAAGUGCCAACUUGUUCAUUUUCCAAUUUCCAGCACGAUGCUCAAGACGACGGCCCUCCUCGCAGCGUUCCUCGCUUGCGCCACGACGCCCGUCGAGGCCCACGGCCGCAUGCUCCACCCGCCGCACCGCGGCCACAUGUUCCGCCUUCCGCAGUUUAGCUUCUUCCCCGAAGACUAUGACGACGAUGGGCUCAGCGGUGGUGGCAUCGGCGGCACCAAGGGCGGCAAGCACGGCAUCUGCGGCGACCCGUACAACGGCGCGCGCCAUCACGAGACGGGUGGCAAGUACGGUCUCUUCCCCAAGUACGGCGCCAAGGCCGUCGGCGCGUGCUACAAGCCGGGUGCGACCAUGGACAUUGACAUUCAGAUCACGGCCAACCACAAGGGGUACUUUACCUUUGGCCUCUGCAAGCUCAACAGCAAGGACGACAAGGAGACCGAAGAGUGCUUCCAAGAGCUCAAGCAGCCCAACGGCGACGCGCAGUGGAAGCUGCCGGGCGGCAACAAAAAGUUCUCGAUGCAGUACAACCUCCCGUCGGGUGUCAAGUGCGACGGCGACUCGCACUGCGUGCUUCGCUGGUGGUACGUCGGUUGGAACAACCCGGACGACGACAUCAACGGCCAGGAGCAGUUUUGGAACUGCGCCGAUAUCUACAUUAGCGACUCGUGCGGGUCGGAGCCCAAGCCGACGGCGUCGCCUGUGCCCACGGACGUGCCGUCGCCGGACGACAACCCGGACGACUCGGACCCGACGACCAAGCCUAGCGAGAAGCCGACGCCGAAGCCUAGUGACAAGCCGACGCACAAGCCCACUGACAAGCCGACGCAAAAGCCCACUGACAAGCCGACGCAAAAGCCCACUGACAAGCCGACGCAAAAGCCCAACGACAAGCCGACCCAAAAGCCCACUGACAAGCCGACCCAAAAGCCGAUUGACGUCAAGGACGCCAAGAAGGCGUGGGAGCAGUGCGGUGGCAAGGACUACACGGGCAACGUGGCCUGUGCGACGGGCCUCGAGUGCAUCAAGCAGGACGAGUGGUACUCGCAGUGCGUGCCCACCAAGCGCUUUGGUUGAUCGCUCCAAUCGGUGACUGCGUCAUAACUGAAUGUAAAUACAAAGACUGUGCACACUA
This is a messenger RNA of Saprolegnia diclina VS20, 1166 nucleotides long. RefSeq lists its product as hypothetical. NCBI's taxonomy places the organism in Eukaryota, Oomycota, Saprolegniomycetes, Saprolegniales, Saprolegniaceae. Gene Ontology annotation, molecular function: cellulose binding. The record is from RefSeq and is a predicted model, not a curated record. Gene Ontology annotation, cellular component: extracellular region. Gene Ontology annotation, biological process: carbohydrate metabolic process. The coding region runs from base 71 to 1108 and encodes 345 amino acids. The transcript has a single exon.